Messenger RNA from Durio zibethinus, 1495 nucleotides. RefSeq names its product GDSL esterase/lipase At5g03610-like. Gene Ontology annotation, molecular function: hydrolase activity, acting on ester bonds. The record is from RefSeq and is a predicted model, not a curated record. Lineage: Eukaryota; Viridiplantae; Streptophyta; Magnoliopsida; Malvales; Malvaceae.
UUGUCCUACAUAAACUCUGUAAUAAAAUCACGAGCAGUGACGUAGGAAAAUAUAAAAUUCAUUAAGGAAGGAUAUCCAAUUCCUCUAGAAUUCAACUUUUCUUAGUUUGUGUUCUUGUUGAUUUGGGAUUUUUUUUAUUUGGUCAUGGUGAAUGAAAACCUUAAGACCACUUUAUAAAGUGUUAGAUUCUUGGCUAUUUUUCAAAUAUCUUUCAAGCUUAAGCAUUUUACAAAAUUUUCUUAUCAUGGACACUCAAAACUUGUUUUUCUCUUUGCUAUUUUUCUUUCUUCUUUCUUUUUUCUCAGGUUUUCACCAAGUUGUUGAAGGUUCAAGAGUGUCGUCUCACUUUGCUUUCAGACACAAGAAGCUGUUUGUGUUUGGAGAUUCCUAUGCUGAUACAGGGAACAACAAAGAUUGGGCCAAUUCCUGGAAAGUUCCUUACGGAAUUACAUUUCCUGGGAAACCAGCUGGCCGAUUCUCUGAUGGUCUUGUGUUGAGUGAUUUCAUUGCCGGGUAUUUGGAACUGAAGACACCAAUAGCAUACGAAUGGAGUAAAAAACUGGAUCAUCGCCUGAAGUACGGGGUGAACUUUGCUUAUGGAGGGACAGGUGUUUUUGACACCUUGGCUCCGGAGCCAAAUAUGACCACCCAGAUCGGUUUCUUGCAACAGCUUCUCGAUGACUCGGUCUUCCUAAAAUGGGGCUUGAAAACUUCUGUGGCACUUGUCAGCGUUGCAGGCAAUGAUUAUUCGAAUUACAUCACCACGAAUGGCUCUGCUGCGGGUUUUCCAGCCUUCAUUUCAAGCGUUGUGAGUCAACUUACGGAAAACUUGAAGCGCAUCCAUGACUUGGGAGUGAGAAAAAUAGCCGUGACUGCCCUGCCACCAUUGGGGUGCCUCCCUCGAAGCACUGCCCAAUUCUCCUUUCAACAGUGUAACGAAACUGAAAACAUCCUUGUUAAUCUCCACAACCAGCUACUGGUUCAAGCUGUGAACAAUUUGAACGAACAAACCAACAGCAACUCUUUCGUUGUUCUUGAUAUUUAUAAUGCCUUUUGGACAGUUUUCAAUCAGACACAAGCUCAUCAAGUAAGUGCAGCAUUCGAGAAUCCUUUUCAGCCAUGUUGUGUUGGAGUUGACGCUGGAUCUUCAUGUGCAAGUGUAGAUGAACAUGGGGAAAAGAAGUACACAGUUUGCUCAAAUCCCAAAACAAAAUUCUUUUGGGAUACAGUUCACCCUACACAGGAAGGAUGGCUGGCUAUAUAUUCAACUCCAGAUCUUCAAAACAGCCUCAAGCAACUCUGGUAGAAAUUACCAUCAAAUAUAGUAGUUUAUUAUGUAGGAUACAGCAUUUUUUUUUAAUUGUCGCCAUUGCUUAAUGCAUAUAGUUAGAAUUUAAUAGUUUUCAGUCGAUUCCUUUUCUCCUUUUUGGUAUAUCAGAACUAUUUUGCCUCAGUUUCCCAUAGUAAAAGAUUGUCAGUUUUAUCUAAACCAUCG